Molecule: messenger RNA, 2180 nt
Organism: Mustela erminea (ermine)
Lineage: Eukaryota; Metazoa; Chordata; Mammalia; Carnivora; Mustelidae
Gene: LAPTM5
Product: lysosomal protein transmembrane 5
Exons: 8
Coding region: 88-879 (263 amino acids)
Cellular component (GO): lysosomal membrane
Source: RefSeq, a predicted model, not a curated record
AGGGCAGUUUGCAGCUUCCCCUUUUCUGCCCUGCUCCAGGCACUGGGCUCUCCCUGUCAGUGCCUAGGAGCAGGGGACAGCGGCACCAUGGCCCCCCGUACGCCUGCCGUCCACCAGACCUGCUGCUGCUUUAACGUCCGCAUUGCCACCACUGCGCUGGCCAUCUACCACAUGAUCAUGAGUGUAUUGCUGUUCAUCGAGCACUCAGUGGAGGUGGUCCACGGCAAGGCGACCUGCAAGGUGUGGCAGAAGGGCUACCUCCGGCUCGCUAACCUGGUCUCCAGCUUCCUGCUCAUCACCAUGCUCUUUGCCAUCAGCUUGAGCCUGCUGAUCGGAGUGGUCAAGAACCGGGAGAAGUACCUGCUGCCCUUCCUGUCCCUGCAAAUCAUGGACUACCUGUUGUGUCUGCUUACCCUGCUGGGCUCCUACAUUGAGCUGCCCGCCUUCCUCAACUUCACUUCCAAGAGCAGCUGGGUGGGCCCCUCCAAGGUCCCACUGAUGACCCUGCAGCUGCUCGACUUUUGCCUGAGCAUCCUGACCCUCUGCAGCUCCUACAUGGAAGUACCCACCUAUCUCAACUUCAAGGCCAUGAACCACAUGAAUUACCUCCCCAGCCAGGAGGGUGUGGCUUACAGCCAGUUUAUCAAGAUGAUGAUCAUCUUCUCCAUCACCUUCAUCACCGUCCUCAUCCUGAAGGUCUACAUGUUCAAGUGCGUGUGGAGAUGCUACAAAUUCAUGAAGUACGUGAAUUCGGCCGAGGAGAGGAGCGGCUCCAAGAUGCUGCAGAAGGUGGUCCUGCCAUCCUACGAGGAAGCGGUGUCUCUACCAUACAAGAGUCCGGAUGGGGGCCCAGCACCGCCCCCCUACUCAGAAGUGUGACACCCGCCAGGCCCCAGCCUCCAUGCUGGGAGGAGUGGAGCUGUCUCGUAAUCUGCUUCUCUGCUUUGGUGGCCCCUGGUGGCCCCGGGUGAAUCACCCGCCUGACUUCAGGACAACCCGCUUGUGUCCCCUCGCUGGCCUGCUUUUCCCGUGGGGCCUGGGAGAGGCUCACAACUGGGUCAACUUCAGGCUGAAGGACUCCUUGAGUCUCUCGGAAAUUCGGUCCAAUAGUCCUUGGCUUAUUGUGAUCGGCCCCAGCAUCUGUUUAAACCAUUUGUCAUUCUUAGCCCAGUGGGUUUGGUUAAAGGACGUGGAACUUGACCUGUGGAACCACGUGGCUGACAAAUGAAAAGCACGCUUCUCAGUGCAGGGAACCAGUUGUGGGGGAAAGCUGCCAUCCAUUGCAUUGGUUUUAGACAGUUGUCUCUUCACACAGUCAUGCGGCCAAGUCAUUGUCCCUGGGUCCUCUCCACCAAACACCUACGUCCAAUUUCUGGUUUCAACAAUUACAGACAGCCAACCACCAGUCGAUUCAAAGCAGAGAUAAAAUUCAAUAAUAACAAUAAAAAUCAAAUGAGCCCCAAACCAUUCUCUUCCAUUGAGUCCAGUAACUGGCUGCCCACUCCGAUCCACGCGGUACUUCCGAGGGGCUGCGUAAUUGUCAGUUCAAACGAAAAUCCUCGCACUUGCCCACUGUCAUCUGACAGCUACUUGCAGGAGGUAACAGUUGUUCCCACCACCGAACUGUCCCCCGACAAACAAACACACAGUCAUUUUGCUGAAGACAGUCAUCAGUAACAGUUGGCCACAUGUGGCCGGUGUCCUCCCGCGGCAAUGGGGCCUGUGACAAGGGCGGCCUCAGGCGCAGUUGUCCUCGGCAGUGAGCUGCCACCAACCCCCAGCGGGGGCCCCUCUGUCACCAGUCUGGGCCGAGGCCCUUCUGUCCUGCCCAAUGCUUGUGCUUACACAACAAGUUAGCCCUGACAUCAGGCAGAUCUGGGGGCUGGACUAAAUCCACGUGUUGGUUCGGUCAAAGCAGGGGAACUCUUUGUGGGCUCAGACCCUGCCACGGGCUCUCAUGGCGGUGGUGGUAGAUGGGAAGGUUGGGUUCCCACACGCCCUCUUUCGCCUGUUUCCCUGCAGGCUGGGGUUCUCCAGGGACCUGAUCCCGAGGAGGAGAUAACAGGGCUACGGAGGCAGGCUCUCUGGGGUCUGGGGGGGGGCUCCCCGCCAGCACCUCCUCAUUUAAUUGCUUUGUGUGGGACGGGGAAGAAGUUUGAAUAAAGCAGCACCACGCUUCA